AAGCCACUAGAAAACAGACAUCCAGGGUCCAGACGCAACAUCUUUUCUUCUCCAAAUCCUCUGUUCCAGACAACCUCCUACCAUGAGAAUCAGAAACUAUCCACUUCUGUUCCUGAUGCUGAUUAUCAUGCUGGGAUCAGUUCAAUUUUCGGGUUGCCGGGAAAUUAAAGAAGCAACAAUCGGUGAAGAAGCAGCAGGUAGAUUGAGAAACAAGUAUGCUCCAAUUUUUUCAAGAAGCAUCUCAACCAUCCUUGGCCUAGCAAGAUCUUCUAGUUCUGGCAGCCAUAAGAUCAGAUCCAUGCACACUGUUUCUCGCCGGAUAGUCCCCUGUGGUCCAAACCCUCUUCAUAAUUGAUGCAAUACACAAAUUGCAUCUUGUUGAUCUCCAUUAAUAUGAUAAAGAGAUGCAUGACCUUUUUUUUCUCUUCAUCUUUAAAUAAUUAUAGAUGUACGAAUCUUUUGUUUCAACCUUUUUUAUAAUGUACCAUGUACCUCAACAAUGGUGUGAGUCAGCUUAGCAAAUGAAUUUAAUUACCCGCA
This is a messenger RNA of Rubroshorea leprosula, 540 nucleotides long. Lineage: Eukaryota; Viridiplantae; Streptophyta; Magnoliopsida; Malvales; Dipterocarpaceae. The record is from the annotation of a GenBank genome assembly.